Molecule: messenger RNA, 1431 nt
Organism: Solanum tuberosum (potato)
Lineage: Eukaryota; Viridiplantae; Streptophyta; Magnoliopsida; Solanales; Solanaceae
Exons: 4
Coding region: 1-1431 (476 amino acids)
Source: RefSeq, a predicted model, not a curated record
AUGGCACAAGAGAAGGAAAGUAUUGAUUCGACUAACCCACUGUAUAUGCACCCCUCUGAGAGUGUUGGCUCUGGAAUCACUCCUGGUACUUUAAAUGGAAGUGGAUAUAGAUCAUGGCGGCGUGGUAUGUUGCGGGCUUUGUCAGUGAAGAACAAGAUGGGCUUUGAUUCAGAGGACAUGUAUGAUCAAACAAAUGGGGCUAAAUUGUAUCAAAUUCAAAAGGUGGUUAGUGACCUAAGUCAAGGAUCCAUGGAUAUAACUACUUACUCUACUAAAAUGAAGCGAUUAUGGGAAGAACUAGGCACUUUAGAUAACAACAAUCAAUGCAAUUGUGUAUGCAUUUGUGGUGCCAAAACUGCUAUGCACAAAGCUGAACAGGACAGGAGACUUAUUCAAUUUUUGAUGAGGCUAAAUGAGGUAUACACAGUAGUGCGGGGAAGCAUACUGAUGAUGAAUCCUCUCCCUACUAUUGCCCAAGUUCAGGAUAAAUUACAGUCAAAACACUGCAGGGAACAACAAUUUCAUAGAGGGAGUUCUUCAGGCAUUCGAAUGUUUUAUGAUUACUGCAAGAGGCCUGGACAUAUUAAGGAUAAAUGCUACAGACUCCAUGGUUUUCCACCAAAUUUUAAGUUUACAAAAGGAAAGAAUACAACAUUUGUUGCAGCUGUACUUGGAGAAUCCAAUGAAGCAUUGGACAAUCAUCUUGAUGAACCUUGUACCUUGAGAACUUAUGGCAAUUUAACCUUGACUAAGGAACAACAAACUCAGUUGUUGCACUUGCUUGGAAGUUUCCAAAGUGGAUCACCAUGUACUAGCUCAGACAAUAUCACCAGUGGAGCUGCAAACUUUGUAGCUAUUCUUGCUUGCUCUACUCAUAGUGAAGUCAUAGAUAAUCUUUCAGAUAAAUUUUCUUUACCAAAUGGAUAUAGAGUGAAAGUAACAGAAAUAGGAGAUGUUGUUCUCAGUCCAACUUUAACGUUGCAUAAAGUGUUGUUUGCUCCCAGUUUCAAAUUCAAUCUCAUCUCUAUACAUUCCCUUACUGUGCACCUACUCAAAUCUGAUGUUAAUUUCUCUGCCUCUUCAUGUGUCUUGCAGGCCCCUUCACUGAAGAGGCCUCUGGAAAUUGGUAAAGCAAGGAAUGGAUUGUACUUUCUUUGCGCAAAAUGUCAAUCUUCUGCAUCUCAUUGUUCAUCUUUUACCUCUCUUACUGCUACUUCUUCGCCUUCUAUAAAUAGUUGCAAUCCCAAUUAUGUGUGUGAUAUUUCUGAACCUAAUGCACUGUGUGAUAUUUCUGUUUCACAGGCUCAUUCCCCAUCCCCUAUUCCUUCUGUAAAUACUUGCUCUUCACAUAAUAAAGAGGCUUGUUCAUUUCAUGAUUCUUCACUUAUUAAUUGUUCAUCUUCCAGUAAGAGUGGAUUCUUUGUGGCAUAA